Brassica napus (rape) is the source of this 673-nucleotide messenger RNA. RefSeq names its product diphthamide biosynthesis protein 3. The transcript has 2 exons. The coding region runs from base 150 to 404 and encodes 84 amino acids. Gene Ontology annotation, molecular function: metal ion binding. The record is from RefSeq and is a predicted model, not a curated record. Gene Ontology annotation, cellular component: nucleus; cytosol. NCBI's taxonomy places the organism in Eukaryota, Viridiplantae, Streptophyta, Magnoliopsida, Brassicales, Brassicaceae. Gene Ontology annotation, biological process: protein histidyl modification to diphthamide; tRNA wobble uridine modification.
AUUCAUAAAGUUAGUGGACUAAAUAAAAAUUAUAUCUCUCGCCUCGGUCAUCAAACUCUUCGAAAUAUAUACAUUUAACGCGGCGGCGGAGAUCACAUACCCUGUGCCCUAAUUUCAGCCGGAGAAGGAACAAAAAAAAGGGUUUAGCGAUGUCGUACGACGAUGUGGAGAUAGAGGAUAUGGAGUGGAACGAAGAGAUCCAGGCGUACACGUACCCUUGCCCCUGUGGCGAUUUGUUCCAGAUCACCAAGGAGGAUCUGCGUCUCGGCGAAGAGAUCGCGAAUUGCCCGAGCUGCUCGCUCUAUAUCACCGUCAUCUACAACAUGGAGGAUUUUCAGAACGAUACGAAAAAGAAGAACAACGAACCUCAAAGUAGUCAAGCCGUCGCCGUCGCCGUCGCUUGAGGCUUGCUUACUUCUGUUGCAGAUUUUGAUGGAAGUGUUCAAGAGCAGUAGAGGAGAUCACAUGCUGUUGCGGAAUAGUUUUGGAAUUCAUAUAUGAAAGUGUGUCGCCAUUCCUAGAUUAGGGGUUUUUAUACUAACCAUUUGUAAAAGUUACCAGAGAAACAGAGGUCUUUUGUUACUGGUUAUGCGUUGAUUAUUCAACCUAAUUCUUGGUGUUUUCUUACACAUUUUUAUCCGAUAUUAUUUACAAAACUGGUUGGUUUGAGAAA